AUGAACGCCCUCGUCGGGAAGAACUGCCCCGGGACGCGCGGCCUCGACUUCUUUCAAUGGGGCGACAGCGACGCCAACGUCUUCAACGGUCCGUUCCAGGUCGAGCAGCGCAUCCAGCGCGAGAUCCGGGCCAACCCGCGCGCGCUCAAGAAGAUCUACGACGUGCCCGAGGAUACCGACAUUUACAUUUGGCAGUACGAGCACCUCCGGCAGGUCGUGAAGGAGCUCAACAUCCUCGUCGCGCUUCUCGAUGGCGAGUGCACGAAUGGGUCGUGUACGAUCAUGAAGGCCACGGACGACUGGGUCUUUCUCUGUGCGGCCCACAAGACACCGAAGGAGUGCUGCGCCUUCGACUACAUUGUGCACACCCUCGACAAUGCGAACCAGCUCCUCACGUCGUCUCGCAUCUUCCCAUCCCGCGUCAGCAUCACGCGCGACGCGACGCAGUACUUUCAGAGCGUCGCCCGGCGAUUGUACCGGAUCUUCUCGCACACGUACUUCCACCACCAAGAUGCGUUCCAGCACUUUGAGCAAACCUCGUACCUCUGCCACCGCUUUGUGCACUUUUCGAUCCAAUUCAACUUGAUUCCGAAGAACCUCCUCAUCAUUCCGGACAUGGCCUAA
Messenger RNA from Saprolegnia diclina VS20, 624 nucleotides. RefSeq lists its product as hypothetical. The record is from RefSeq and is a predicted model, not a curated record. Gene Ontology annotation, cellular component: cytoplasm. The coding region runs from base 1 to 624 and encodes 207 amino acids. The transcript has a single exon. Lineage: Eukaryota; Oomycota; Saprolegniomycetes; Saprolegniales; Saprolegniaceae.